Molecule: messenger RNA, 445 nt
Organism: Caenorhabditis angaria
Lineage: Eukaryota; Metazoa; Nematoda; Chromadorea; Rhabditida; Rhabditidae
Source: the annotation of a GenBank genome assembly
AUGUUCCAAUUUUUGACAAUAUUCUUGUUUUUUUCAACAACUUUCGCGUUGAAAUAUGAUAUUUUGAAAGUUUUAGAGGAGUAAGUUUGAAACUUUUUUUUUGAAAAUUGAAAAAAAAAUGUUCAGCAACAUCGAUGAAAAUAUUGAACCUUGUGAUAACUUCUACCGCCAUGUUUGUAAAAAACGUCAACCUAAUUUAACUAAUCCAACAAUCACAGAGCAUUUAAACAAGAUUUAUUAUAAUGAUCUUCUCGAACUUGAGAAAAACGUAAUUCCCUUCAAACUUCAAAGACUGGUACAUCUGACUAGAUAUCUAGCAUGGAAUCCGAAUAUAACAAUGAUGUUUGAACACGAAUUGAAAAGUUUAUAUAUUCAAAGAUGUGAAAAUGAUAAACCCGAAGCUUUGGAAUUCCUGAAACUUUUGCAAGAAUUUUUUCGAUCUUGA